Archocentrus centrarchus (flier cichlid) is the source of this 2138-nucleotide messenger RNA. Its product is annotated as cytochrome P450 3A40-like. The record is from RefSeq and is a predicted model, not a curated record. Bases 259 to 1755 code for a protein of 498 amino acids. The transcript is spliced from 14 exons. NCBI's taxonomy places the organism in Eukaryota, Metazoa, Chordata, Actinopteri, Cichliformes, Cichlidae. Gene Ontology annotation, molecular function: steroid hydroxylase activity; oxidoreductase activity, acting on paired donors, with incorporation or reduction of molecular oxygen; iron ion binding.
CUUCACGUUGCUGAACAAGGACAGCUCUAAUAACCGAUCACAUCACACUCACAGCAGGCAUGAAGUGACCUGCUCUGAGGCGUUGGUAUAAAGCUGGCUAUUACAGCUUUGGUAGACUCCUCCCACCACAGAGCUGCUAUAAAAUCAGGCACCCACCCCUUUCCUGUGUUUCCCACUUUAGCGCUAUUAUAUGAAGGCUUCUUUCCACCACUAAAAAGAAAAAAAAAAUCGCCAUCCGUAACUCGGAGCAAAGCUAUAAUGUUUUUCACACUGUUUUCAGUAACCACCUGGACUUUGCUGGCCCUGCUGGUUACCCUGAUAUUACUGUAUGGAAUUUGGCCAUAUGGUUUUUUCAAAAAGCUGGGGAUACCUGGACCAAGGCCUCUGCCUUUUAUUGGAACAAUGCUGGGCUUUAAAAAGGGAAUCCUUGCUUUUGACCGAGAGUGCCAGGCCAAUUAUGGAGACGUCUGGGGGCUUUACGAUGGACGAACACCAGUAUUAAUGGUGGCUGACCCUGAAAUUGUUAAAACUGUGAUGGUGAAGGAGUGCUACUCUGUGUUUACCAACCGCAGGGAUGGUAGUUUUAUGAGUGGAGCUCUGGAUGAUGCUGUUUCCAUAGUCAAAGAUGAGAGGUGGAAACGAAUUCGGAGCACCCUGUCUCCAUGCUUCACCAGUGGAAGACUGAAACAGGUUUAUCCCCUCGUUGCUCGCUAUGCAGAACGACUUGUUGCUAAACUUGCAGAAACAAAUUUGGAUGAACCCAUCACUGUCAAACAGUUUGUGGCUCCUUACAGUUUAGACACAGUGACCAGUGCUUCUUUCAGCGUGGAGACAGACUCCAUAAACAAUUCAAACGACCCUGUUAAUGUUCAAAUCCAGAAGGUCCUUAACUUCAAACUUUGGCCUGUAUUUUUCCUAGUAUUAUUUCCAUUCGGUCGUCGUCUGCUAGAGCUCCUCAAAAUUGAAAUCAUGCCCAAGGACAGCAUUGACUUUUUCUACAACAUCAUCAAGAGAUUUAAAGACCAGCAUCGUGAAGAUCAAUCUACCCGAGCAGACUUCCUGCAGGUGUUGAUUCAGAGUGAGAUACCAGAAAAGGAGUAUAAGAAUGAUGAAGAACAGCCAAGUAAAGGUUUGACUGAGCAUGAGAUCCUUUCCCAGGCCUUGGUCUUCAUCCUUGGAGGUUAUGAGACCACCAGCACCACUCUUACUUACAUCCUUUACAAUCUGGCCACAAACCCUGAUGCAUUGCAGACCUUACACAAAGAAAUUGAUGCUAACCUGAAGAAAGAUGGAUCCAUUUCAUACGAGGAGCUGACGGGUCUACAGUACCUGGACCAGGUCAUACUUGAAUCGAUGCGACUGAUUCCCACUGGCCCUCGGCUCGACAGGGCAUGCAAAAAAACUGUGCAGGUGAAUGGCCUCACCAUUCCUGAGGGAACCGUGGUUGGGAUUCCUGUGUGGGUGUUACACAAAGACCCACGCUACUGGAACUCCCCCGACCUGUUCAGACCAGAGAGGUUCAGUAAAGAUGGCGGGGAGGAGGUGAACCCGUACGCAUUCAUGCCGUUUGGGCUCGGCCCUCGUAACUGUGUUGGCAUGCGUUACGCCAUCCUCGUCAUGAAGAUGGUUAUCGUCCGUCUCUUGCAGAAGUACACUUUGGAAACAUGCAAAGAGACCAUGAUUCCUCUUGAGUUUAACUGGAUGUUUCAGCCUGUUCAGCCUGUAAAACUCAAGUUUGUUCCCAGAGAACAGUAGGCUGAAGUGGGAACAUUUCACAAUCCUAUCAAACAUGUUAUUUUAUCACUUUUGUUUUAAUGAGGCAACUGCUGCCAGGAUGAUAUUCACAUUUGUUUUCUGCUACUAAACUUUGAAAUGUUAUCAAAAAAUUUUUAUUUUCUUGCAAUGUUGAUGUAUUUUAAUUACUUUUCAUUAAAUUGUGAUUGGUGUUUAAUGUGACUGUUCUGUUUAAAAAGCACCUUUAACUUUGAUAGUUGUCUUUUUAUGAUUUACUGCAUAAAUCUGGUGAUGACGAUUUUGGAUUGAUUUCUGAAAAUUGCAAUCAUGAAUAUUAUUUUGUGACACGUUUGCUUUAGGUUUUGCCUUUCUUCCUUGUUUGGUUAUUUUUGUGUGUGUCAGUU